Messenger RNA from Panicum hallii, 1997 nucleotides. RefSeq names its product probable serine protease EDA2. Bases 187 to 1713 code for a protein of 508 amino acids. NCBI's taxonomy places the organism in Eukaryota, Viridiplantae, Streptophyta, Magnoliopsida, Poales, Poaceae. Gene Ontology annotation, molecular function: dipeptidyl-peptidase activity; serine-type exopeptidase activity. The record is from RefSeq and is a predicted model, not a curated record. Gene Ontology annotation, biological process: proteolysis. The transcript is spliced from 14 exons. Gene Ontology annotation, cellular component: vacuole.
CACAUUUCCUCGCCAAAAAAAGAAAAAAAAACGUGUACGCUUCGCUCAACGCCUCUUCGCGUUUGCUUUGCUUGCCUUGCAUCGAAAGCUCCAAACGCAAGUCCACUCCACUUCCAUUGAUCCUUUCCCAUCCAUCCCAGCAUCCCACCACCGGGCGCGGCGUGCAGCGAGACGGAAGCGCCGGCGAUGGGGUCCGGCUCCGCCCGCGCGGCGACCGCGGCGGCCGCCCUCCUCCUCCUCAUGCUCGCGCGAGGCGGCGAGUCCGUCAGUUUCUGGCUCCCGCCGCCGUCCGCCGGGGUAGGGGAGGAGGGCUUCCUCGGCGGCGCCAGCCGUUACCUGACGCGGGACGAGCGGUGGAUGAACCAAACCCUCGACCACUUCAACCCCACGGACCAUCGGCAAUUCAAACAGCGUUACUAUGAAUUUCUUGACUACUACCGAGCUCCAAAUGGGCCGAUCUUCCUAAAAAUCUGUGGAGAAGCCUCAUGCAAUGGAAUUAGCAAUGACUACUUAGCUGUGAUGGCAAAGAAAUUUGGUGCUGCAAUUGUUUCUCCUGAGCAUCGAUACUAUGGAAGGAGUUCUCCUUUUAACAGUCUGACGACAGAAAAUCUACGGUUCUUGUCAUCAAAGCAGGCUUUAUUUGAUCUUGCUGUUUUCCGCCAAUAUUAUCAGGAAACCUUAAAUUCCAAGUAUAACCGCUCUGGGGCAGACAGUUCUUGGUUUGUUUUUGGAGGGUCAUAUGCUGGAGCACUCAGUGCUUGGUUCAGAUUGAAGUUUCCUCACUUGACAUGUGGAAGUCUAGCAAGCUCAGGAGUUGUUCUUGCUGUUUACAACUUUACCGAUUUUGACAAACAGAUUGGGGACUCUGCUGGUCCUGAAUGCAAGGAAGCACUUCAAGAAGUAACAAGACUUGUUGACGGACAGCUUCAGUGUGGCCGCAACUCAGUUAAGCAGUUGUUUGGAGCAGCAAAGUUGGAAAAUGACGGUGACUUCCUCUACUUACUGGCAGAUGCUGCUGCUAUUGCGUUCCAAUAUGGCAAUCCUGAUGCCUUGUGCUCCCCGCUAAUUGAAGCAAAGAAGAACGGGACAGAUUUGGUGGAAACAUUUGCUAGUUACGUGAAAGAUUAUUACAUUGGAAAAUUUGGGGCAUCUGUAGCAUCAUAUGAUCAACAGUAUUUAAAGAACACAACUCCUGCUGUUGCUGAAUCCUCAUAUAGACUUUGGUGGUACCAAGUUUGCAGUGAGGUUGCAUUUUUCCAGGUGGCACCAAAAAAUGAUAGUGUCCGAUCCCCAAAGAUUGACACAAGGUACCAUUUGGACUUGUGCAGAAAUGUUUUUGGGGAAGGAGUCUACCCUGAUGUCUUCAUGACAAACUUAUACUAUGGAGGCACAAGAAUUGCAGGUUCUAAAAUUGUUUUUGCAAAUGGAUCUCAAGACCCUUGGCGCCAUGCUUCUAAGCACAAAUCAUCAGAAGAAUUGCCAUCAUACUUAAUUGAGUGCAAGAACUGUGGACAUUGCAGUGAUCUCUCUGGAUGCCCUCAGGCUCCUUCAAAUAUUGAAGGUGAUUCAUCCAAGUGCUCAUCUCCAGAAGCUCUCAACAAAGUAAGAAAGCAGAUUGUCGAUCACAUUGACCUGUGGUUAUCGGAAUGCCAAGAACAAGGGCAUGACAAGGAGCCAUCGCUGGGAAGCAGAUGGAGCAUAGCUAGUAUCUGAUAAAUCUGUGCGAGCUAUAGGCGUAUGUUGCAAGGCCAAGGCAAAUAUGGUUGUGUUUUUGCAGUAUUGCAGUAUAUCUUUCGCGUAAACAGUAGAGGCUGAUGUAUAAUCCGCUGGCGGCAAAUAAAUAAAACAGGCGGCUCUCAGCUUCUUGGGAUGCCUGCCGAGUUCAGGCUCGGAUGCGUUGACCUGUACAGACAUUACCAGGAUAUGUAAAUGUGAACGAACUGCGUACUAACAAGUUCGUUAAUAUACAUCUGGCGCAUACCCUUCAGCAUGUGAAA